AGAUAGGAAAUAUUCAAAGAUAAAAGCUAUCAAUUAAAUCAAGUUUCAAACUUUCUCUGUUUGCUAUUGAUAUGUCCUAUAUAUCUACAAUUUGUUGAAUAUUCCACUUCAAUAGUCUAUAGUGAAACUGUCUCAAGCCAAAUAUGAAAUAUUUUCUUCUUGUUUUAAUGCAACUUUUGUUCUUAAAUGUUAAUUGCAUACAUCGUGCUGGUCAUAUUCGUUACCAUCAACCUGAACAGAUUCAUAUUGCUUUUGGAGAUAGUGUUUCGGAAAUACUGAUCACUUGGUCAACAAUCACUUCGACACCAAACUCGAUAGUGGAAUAUGGCGUAAAUGAUCUUAAUGAGAGAGCAGAAGGUUCGGCAAAACGUUUUGUUGAUGGAGGACCAGAAGCAAGGGCCCAGUAUAUUCAUAGAGUUAAAUUAACAAACCUUAGACCUUUAACAAAGUACCUAUAUCAUUGUGGGAGCCAUUAUGGCUGGUCAGAAGAAUUUUGGUUUAAGACCGUUGAUAAUGAGACAAAUUGGAGUCCUCGCCUUGCUGUUUAUGGAGAUAUGGGAAAUAUCAAUGCCAGGUCUCUACCACGCCUUCAAGAAGAAACACAGCACAAUAAGUACGAUGCUAUAAUCCACGUUGGCGAUCUUGCUUAUGAUAUGAGAGACGAUAAUGGAAGAAUGGGUGACCAAUUCAUGAGACAGCUCCAGCCGAUUGCUGCUUAUGUUCCUUAUAUGGUGUGCCCUGGCAAUCAUGAAGAAGCUUACAAUUUCAGCCACUUCAGAGAAAGGUUUUCUAUGCCUGGUCAAAAUGAUAAUUUAUAUUAUAGUUUCAACUUAGGACCUAUACACUUUAUAAGCCUGACCACUGAGACGUAUUACUACAUUGAGUAUGGUUUGAGAACACUUGUUAAUCAAUAUCAGUGGCUGUUAAAUGAUUUAAAGGAAGCCAAUCUGCCAGAAAAUAGAGCUAAAAGACCUUGGAUUAUUACAUAUGGUCACAAACCGAUGUAUUGUUCUGACAGAGUAGUUGAUGAUUGUAAAGAGAAGGACAAUCGAGUCAGAAAAGGAAUUCCACUUACUAAAUGGUUUGGACUUGAAAAUUUAUUUUAUAAAUACGGCGUUGAUCUUCAUUUCUCUGGGCAUCGUCAUUCUUAUGAAAGGAUGUACCCAGUUUAUGAUUACAUAGUAAAAAAAGGUUCAAAGAAAAAACCAUAUUACAAUCCAGAAGCUCCUGUACAUAUUAUAACUGGUUCUGCGGGGUGUCAAGAAAGCAUGUCAAAUUUCACAGACGUGCCACCUCCAUGGUCAGCAUUCAGAAGUUCAAAUUACGGAUUUACGGUUCUUGAAGUAUAUAAUUCUUCACACCUACAUGUACAACAGAUAGCUGUAGAUUUUGGAGAUUAUGGAGAAGUUAUUGAUGAUGUUUGGAUUGUAAAAACAAAACACCAAUAUAAUAAAAAUUAUACACCAAAUAAAACAAUAAUGUUCCAGUAG
Messenger RNA from Cimex lectularius (bed bug), 1490 nucleotides. RefSeq names its product acid phosphatase type 7-like. The record is from RefSeq and is a predicted model, not a curated record. The transcript is spliced from 9 exons. Bases 144 to 1490 code for a protein of 448 amino acids. Lineage: Eukaryota; Metazoa; Arthropoda; Insecta; Hemiptera; Cimicidae. Gene Ontology annotation, molecular function: acid phosphatase activity; metal ion binding.